Molecule: messenger RNA, 391 nt
Organism: Nilaparvata lugens (brown planthopper)
Lineage: Eukaryota; Metazoa; Arthropoda; Insecta; Hemiptera; Delphacidae
Product: heterochromatin protein 1-like
Exons: 2
Coding region: 26-391 (121 amino acids)
Biological process (GO): negative regulation of transcription by RNA polymerase II; chromatin organization
Cellular component (GO): pericentric heterochromatin
Molecular function (GO): chromatin binding
Source: RefSeq, a predicted model, not a curated record
UUGAAUUUGUUUUUGCUUGCAGACAAUGGUCGGUCCAGCUGAUGGAUUGGUGACCACACAGGAAGAAUUUGUUGUGGAAAAGAUAGUGUCGCGCCGCUUUAACCAGAAAAAGAAGCAGUACGAGUAUUUGUUGAAGUGGGAGGGAUAUCCACCCGAGCAAAACACGUGGGAACCUGCGCAGAACAUGUCGACAUGUCAGCACCUGUUGGCCGAAUUUGAGUCGAAUUUGGCGAAACAGGGGGCCGCAAAGGGGCUUCGAUAUCCUCAUUCGAGGGCACCCAGGGCGGCCCCUGUCGGGGCCCUGAAGAAGGGGACACCCGCCGCUGUGAGCAGGAGAUGGACAUCAAACAGGAGGUCGCCAGUCCACGGGAACUCCCAGCGGGUGAGUUGA